Molecule: messenger RNA, 1981 nt
Organism: Moneuplotes crassus
Lineage: Eukaryota; Ciliophora; Spirotrichea; Euplotida; Euplotidae
Source: the annotation of a GenBank genome assembly
AUGUUUGGCUAUAUAUCUAAAGCUUUGAAAUGGUCUUCUUCCCAAGUCAAGAAGAAGAGUAUUUUCAAAGCAAGUAUAACUCUGACGCAUAAAAGUAGAAAAUCGUGUAUUCCCUUCAUUGCCAGCAUGACAUCCCUUGCAAUGAUGAUCUUUCUUGUCACCAUAGGGGUUAUCCUAUUCAUACAAAUGAUAAGAAGGGAACAAAUGCAGUGGAAUCAGAAUGUAUCACGAAUCCAGCUACGAGAAGAUAAAUCUGAAGUAGCUCUGACUGACUUUGAUGAUAUUUCCAUUAGGUUCACUAUUCGAGACAAAACUCCUGAUCAAAACCUUAUUUCUAGUGGUUUAGUAAAUCAUUUAUAUGAUAUUUUAGCUCUGAACGCUACUCUCAUCACUACAAAUUAUGACGACGAAGAUAUUCCUUCCCUCACAGAAGAGAAGUUGCAGUUUAAAUUAUGAAGCAAAUAUGAUUUUGUAAAUUCAAAGCAAAAUCCAAUCAUCAUUAAAGAGAUAGAGCAGAAUCUUACUGAACAGCUAUGACUUAAUUUUACAGAGAAUUCUCUAGCUGGGAAUGAAUAUAACCGUGAACUGCAUAAAUAUAUUCAAAUAAAUUCCUAUAUCCAUUCAAAUUUUUCUGGAAGAGUUGAAGAUAAGGAAAUUUAUAUCUACCAAGAGAUUCAGACGAAAUAUGUAGACUUGGAUGACUAUGAAGCUCCUAUAAAAUACUAUUACACUGACUACGCCAUCACGAACCAGAACACCAACAUUAUUGAUGGUUUUCAUGAGUUUACUUAUAAAAUUAAGCGUAACAGCUUGGAGCUUGAAGAUCAUUGGUGGGACUUUUUGUCCUCGUCAGAGGAGCGUGAGUUCAACAGUGUCGAGACCAACCCUGAACAUGUUAUACUUAGUGCGGAUUAUGAUCCCUAUACUUCGAGCAGAUUUAAUUUCAGGUUCCAGCUCAGCGAAGAAAUCAACCAGUAUGGCCGCAGAGUCACUAAUUUUCUUGAAGUUACAGGAACAAUUGGAGGAUUGUUUGAGAUCCUUGACAUAAUUGUAGGAAUUAUCAUCGGAUAUUUCUACUCAAAAAGUCUCAAGAAACAAAUUGGUCAAGAUCUUUACAAAGCUAACAAAAGAAUAAUCGUCCUCGAAAACAGCAUCCAGAAGAUCCUCAAGAUGCCUUCUGACAAGAAGCCUGCUUGUCAGAAGGCAGCUACGGAUUGUGUAAAGGAAGUUAAUAAGUCUAGUCAAGAAGUUGAAGAAAUUAAGGAACUUGACCAAGAAGACAGUAAAGUUAUGGAAGCAGCCAAUAUCUGAGAGGAUCAUGUACAGGGACUACCUUCCUUAUAUGAAGACCACAAGUCAGACAAAUAGACAAGAAGAUGACAAGAACGAUUCCAAUUUUAUAGAAGGCGGAGUUUCUGAGAAUCAAUAUUUGAAGAGAGAUAGUGAUGAAGGACGACAGAAUAAUAUUUAUCUGCAAGAAGAGCCUCUAAAUGAAGAUCUCGGUGACACAGAUGACUUUAUUAAAAAUAAUCUGGAUUGCGUCGAUCUCAUAUUUCAAAUAAAAGAGUUGCAACUUAAAACAAAGUAUCUCCUUUCUAAAGAUGCUGAAUAUUUAAAGUAUGGAUUUCCUGAGCUCUAUCCUUCUAUUAGAGCUACCUACAGAAGCACACACAAAUAUGCCUCUUCAGACAAACCCAAUUCUAAUAACCUACUCAAAAGAUCUGUUUCUAACACAAAAAUUCAUCCUGGGCCGUCUGGUUUCUCUAAGUCAGAAGUUCCACACAGAUUUUUCGAAUUCAACCAGCUUAUACUGCAAGCUUCAAAAGCAGCAAGUCAGGCUCCGGCUGACUUUGACUUAGAAGAUAGAAGAAGGCAAAGGAAAUACAGGCUGGGUUAACCCUGCUACAAAAGUUACAAGAUAACUUAAGCCAAAGGACUCCAUGUUACUAAUAGAGCUUCACUCAAUUUUAUUUUUAUUAUU